Messenger RNA from Etheostoma spectabile (orangethroat darter), 4191 nucleotides. RefSeq names its product spire-type actin nucleation factor 1a (gene spire1a). Gene Ontology annotation, cellular component: cytoplasmic vesicle membrane; cell cortex. Bases 183 to 2609 code for a protein of 808 amino acids. The record is from RefSeq and is a predicted model, not a curated record. Gene Ontology annotation, biological process: establishment of meiotic spindle localization; Golgi vesicle transport; actin filament network formation. Lineage: Eukaryota; Metazoa; Chordata; Actinopteri; Perciformes; Percidae. The transcript has 20 exons. Gene Ontology annotation, molecular function: actin binding; microtubule binding.
GCGGGCAGUGAGACCAGGCGGAUACGAGCUAGCAGUCGGUCAGUGAACGGUGCGUUUCAUUCUCACCGGAGAGAAAACAGCUGAUUGAGAGCUUAACGCCUGGGUCUAUGAAGCCGAGUGACUCUGACAUAUUAAUUGCGUUGAUUUUUCUCCGUAAAUGAUGUGGUUAUAGUGAGGUGAGAAUGGCCAGGCCACCCGGGACGGACGACGAGAUGUUGACUUCGCCGACCAUACUUCGGGAUUCUUCCGAUUUGGACACCGGGGACGCGAACAUGGACUGCAGCGACGGAGCCGCGGAGGUCUCAUUGGAAGAAAUCCUCAAACUGUACAGCCAGCCGAUUAACGAGGAGCAGGCAUGGGCGGUGUGUUAUCAGUGUUGUCGGACUUUAGCGCAGAAAUAUCGGAGGAAAAGCUCCAAGUCCGCCGGUGCCUCAGCCGUCGACUAUCCGAGGAGGAUUGAGGGACCCGGGGAUGUGAGGAUCGGGAGAGACGGGACUGUGAAACUGCGCUUUGAAGACCGCACAGAUAAAUACCAACCUGCCCCCACGUCAUUGGAGGUUAUUGACUCACUCGGUGUCAUGAUUUACAAAGCUCUGGACUUUGGCCUCAAAGAAAACGAGGAGCGUGAACUCAGCCCGCCGCUGGAGCGCCUGAUCGACAUGAUGACCAACACAGAAGAAACCGAGAGUGACCCCUGUCCUGAUGAGGGCUACGAAGCCACAGAGGAGGAAGAUGAGUGUGAAGAGGAGGAAGAAGAGGACCCCGUCUCUGCCACCACCACUUCAGUCACCAGCAUUCGCAGCUAUCGAGACCUCAUCACGCUAUGUUCUUCCCACCUGCCCAGCCCAUCAGACGCCCCCAGCCACUACCAGGCUGUGUGUCGUGCUCUCUAUGCCGAAAGCAGGGAACUACACACCUUUCUGGAGAAGAUAAAGAGUGCCAAGGAGAACCUUCAGAGAAUGGAAGGCAAUACUCGAGGGGAACCUGUUAAAGACCUCGAUGAGCUGCAGAAUGCAGACUGGGCACGGUUCUGGGUGCAGGUGAUGCGGGAUCUACGAGAUGGUGUUAAGUUAAAGAAGGUUCAGGAGCGUCAAUAUAACCCAUUACCUAUAGAAUACCAGCUGACACCGUACGAAAUGCUGAUGGACGACAUCCGCUCCAAACGUUACAAGCUGCGAAAAGUCAUGGUGAAUGGAGACAUCCCGCCUAAGUUAAAGAAGAGUGCACAUGAGAUCAUUCUUGAAUUCAUCAGGUCGCGACCACCUCUCAACCCUGUUGCAGCCCGUAAACUGAAACCCCACCCACCACGUCCCAGGAGCCUCCACGAGCGACUGCUGGAGGGCAUCAAAGCUGAAAGGAAGCUCAGGCCAGUCUCACCGGACAUGAUCCGCAGAAGCCGCCUAGUCAUGCGACCUCUUAGCAUGUCUUACAGCUUUGACUCAUCAGGUGCAGGGAAAAGCAUCAGCACUCCUCAGGACUUGUUCCGCAGUUCAGACACUCCUGAUGCACGCAGGAAAUUGACUGUCAGCACCCAGUCUCUGGCCUUAGGCACCCUGGGAACCAAUGAAGGUGGCACGCAGCCCCUUAGCCAGAGGAAGAGGCUGCUCAAAGCGCCCCCGCUGGCUGAGUUGGACAGCUCCGAAUCUGAUGAGGAGCCCACACGGAGCAGCUCCAGUAUGUCCACGUCUUUGAUGGAGGACACGUCACCCGAGUCUGUCACAGGGAAGAAGGCUCCUCCAAAGUUCCUGCCUGUCUCUGCCACUCCAGCCAGACAAGCGUCAGACAAGCGUCAGUCUCCUCAGAGGCGGCACUCUAUCGAGAAAGAGGCCCCCACCAGCGUCUGUCCCUUUGUACCUCCAUCCAGACAGAGCUCCAAGUCUUUGCAAAUGCCGGAUCCCAGCACCAAGGUGGAAGCCACCAGUGGUGCUCAGGGCACGGAGGAAUUCUGCUACCCGGUGGAGUGUCUGGCUCUAACUGUGGAGGAGGUGAUGCACAUCAGACAGGUUCUGGUCAAGGCCGAGCUGGAGAAGUUUCAGCAGUACAAGGAGAUCUACAUCGCCCUCAAGAAAGGAAAGGUUUGCUUCUCAUGUCGGAUGAAGAAGUUUUCUCUCUUUACCUGGUCCUACACCUGCCAGUUCUGCAAAAGGCCUGUGUGUUCCCAGUGCUCUAAAAAGAUGCGACUGCCACCUAAGCCCUACUCCACCUUGCCCAUUUAUUCUUUGGGCCCCAGUGCUGUGACUACAGAAGGGGCAAGUGGAGCGUUUGCCCCUGCUGAGCCAGAAAAGCACCCAUUUGGGUCUGGACACAGCAGAUACAGCCAACGCAGAAGUGUUUACAAGUCAUCUAAGCAUAACAGCAGUAGUAGCAGCAAAGAUGGCCGGUCACAGGACGAGCCAGAGCUUCCCAAGGAGUUUACUGAGGACUGGGUGACCAUGGAGAUCUGCAUAGACUGCAAAAAGUUUAUCAUGGAGAUCAUCUCUUCCAGCAAGCGCAGCUUGUGCGUGGCCACCAAACGUGCCCGCCUCAAUCGCAAAACCCAAUCCUUCUACAUGUCCUCGUCUAACUCGGUCAACUUUAGGCCGUCUGAGCGCGCCAUCAAUGAGGUAUAGAAAGCGGGACUGCCCUGUGCACCUUUCUACACGCCUCUCCCAGAGCUUAGUUGUUCAAUGAAGAAGAAACUACUUUUAAUGAAGCCAGUCCAUACCACCCCAAAGUAAGUAAAGGUUCUUAUACUUUAACCCGUCUCAGGAAAAGUUGGCACGCUAUGAUUGGUCAUAACUGGUCGGGACUGUAUCAUAGCUGCCCAAUAACAAAGGAGAGCCAUGUUUCUAUAAGUCACUGAUAUUCAGGACACAGUGGGUAAAAUGGUUAACCCUUGUGUUGUCUUCCUGUCAACCUGCAGCUUUUUUCUUAUUUUUAUUUUUCUGUCAAAAUUUAAAACUAAAAUUGGUUGACACUUUUUCCUCGUUUUUCCUGACAUUUUGUCCAUUUUCUCAAUGUUCUUGUGUCAUUUUUUUCUUCUUCAAAAUGCUAUAAAAUUGAAUAAGAUACCCAAAUUCAAUGAAAGGGGUCAACUGAUCAUUCAUUUUACAGAACGAUCCACGUUAUUUUUUUAUUGACAAGGUGGUUGAAAGAAACCCAAAUUUUUGGAAAUUUUUUGAAAACGGGUCAAAUUUGACCCAAGGACAACAGGAGGGUUGAAUUAAGUUACUGAUAUUGCUAGUGUGAACAAGGUAAGAGAAUGUAUAUUUGACACAACAGAUAAUACAGAAAGCCAAAAGCUGCAGUGAUAAUGUGUAACUAGUAUAACGGCCCGUCCCUAAUCUUAGCUAAUAAAUGUGUUUUCCAGUUCCUGUUUACUUCCAGAACUCAGGAUGAACAACAGAUUGUCGUUCGACAGAAUUGCAUUGUAGAUCUAGAUUUUUGUGGUAGACCUCUGCCACUCCCCUGCCCCCGCUCUUAUUCUUCCAGCAACAAUUAUGCCAAAUGUUACAUCAUUCAUUUUUUAGCCAGUUUAAAUGCAUAUUUAUUGUUCUCUCAUGUUGUAGGGACGACACGUUAAAGGGCGAGACUAGUCAAAUUUUUCUGGGUGGGGUUUUAGCUAUGAGUUUUAAUGUAUAUUCAAUUCUGUGCCUGGUGCCAAAAUGUAAUUUCUUUCUUUGAAUGCCUUUUUGUAGUUAUGGACCUAUUGUACAUAUGUGUGAUAAACUCAAUGGGGGACCUUUUUUAGGGUAAUCCAAGUUUUCUUGCCCUUUCCAUGUUAAAAGCUAGGCAACAGAAGCACAUAAAUGUAGAGUUAUGAAUGUGUAAAUGUUGUAUAUCUUAAUUGUUCUAAAUUUAAUAUAAAAAAAACUUAACUCAGAAGUAUAAUUUUUUUUCAUGUUUUAGGAUUUCUGCCUUUGGAGUUUAUUUGAAAUUCUUCUCUGAAAUCUUUAUUAUUAGUGUUAAGUUUAUGUUAAUAAUAUUGAAAUGUUAUUUCUAUUGUAUAGUUUAUAUAUUCCUCAGUGUUAAAAUACUCAUCUAAAUCGUACUUUUAUUGGACCAAUUUAUUGUUAAUGUUGGGUUCUUGUCUUAAUAAUAAUUAAAUCUUGUUUUUCACCUCUUGGGGGUCCAUAGUGCCAUUUCCCAGAGUUCCCUAUGAAUGAAAAUGUGUGUGAAUGGCUGCAGAUUUUUGUAUGAGAAAGGAAUAAU